Molecule: messenger RNA, 601 nt
Organism: Phalaenopsis equestris
Lineage: Eukaryota; Viridiplantae; Streptophyta; Magnoliopsida; Asparagales; Orchidaceae
Exons: 1
Coding region: 35-517 (160 amino acids)
Source: RefSeq, a predicted model, not a curated record
AACCCCAACCUUUGUCCUACCAAGUGCGAACUACAUGUUUCCUCUGCUCCACCUCUUCCUCCUCUUAAUCUCUGCUGGAGCGAUCGAUGAUUCCGUCUCCGCCUACGAUGCCCUCCAGCUGUACAACUUCCCCAUCGGCCUCCUUCCGCAGGGUGUAAUUCGAUACGACCUAGAAAACAGCACGGGAGAAUUUUCAGUCUACUUCAACGGGAGCUGCAGUUUCUCGCUUGAGGGAUCGUACCAGCUUCGAUACCAGCCAUCUAUCUCCGGCAGGAUAUCAACGAAUAGGCUCGGCAAUCUCAAGGGUGUUAGCGUCAAGGUGAUCCUUUUCUGGAUUAAGAUUGUCGAGGUGGUCCGAAAUGGCGACGAACUCGAAUUCUCUGUGGGGAUCGCUUCAGCGGACUUUGCCAUCGAUAACUUUGGCAUUUCUCCGCAGUGCGGGUGCGGAUUGAAUUGCGACGCCGUCGGCGAUGUGGCGGAGGAGGUUGAUCUGUUGUCGUUGAAAGCCGCCGUCUGAUGAAUUUGGUAUGCGAGAUAUCGGCAUUUCUUUCUUAUAUUGUGUUGAGUUUCUAGGGUUCAAUGUAUCAUGGUAGAAAGUUCU